This is a messenger RNA of Lates calcarifer (barramundi perch), 2357 nucleotides long. RefSeq names its product synaptotagmin VIII (gene syt8). The transcript has 9 exons. The record is from RefSeq and is a predicted model, not a curated record. Gene Ontology annotation, cellular component: axon; dense core granule; synaptic vesicle membrane. Gene Ontology annotation, molecular function: syntaxin binding; calcium-dependent phospholipid binding; clathrin binding. Bases 668 to 1939 code for a protein of 423 amino acids. Lineage: Eukaryota; Metazoa; Chordata; Actinopteri; Centropomidae. Gene Ontology annotation, biological process: regulation of calcium ion-dependent exocytosis; calcium ion-regulated exocytosis of neurotransmitter; regulation of dopamine secretion.
UUUUACAGUUCAUCCUGAGGGGAGCAUGAACGUCUGAACCAAAUGUCUUAACAAUCCAUCAGAUAGCUGAGAGAUAUUUCUCUAAAAACCAUGAGCCAUGAAUGUUAACCUGCUGGUGGCGCUAGAAGAAGAAUCACUGGAUCACUGAAGUAGGAGGAGGGUUCCUCCUCUGGGAACCAUGAAUGUCCGUGCCAUUGUAAUCUAUUUACUAGAAUAGAAUCAAAAGAAAAACAAUAAAACAGCCCUGAUUAGGAACAUUACAACAGCAGUCAAUGUUUAACCUUGAAGGUUUGACUACACCUUAAAUAAAGGAGCCACUUUACUCCAUUCAGACGUAUCAGUAAACAGACACAUACUGUAUUUGAAUAACAGGUAUUUUAGACUCCACCUCUGUUUGAACACUGACUACGCAGGUUACCUGUGUCGCAGUGUGUUCAGCAGGUGUAGUGGCUGCUGCAGGUUGAAGUAGACAUUCGUGAGGAGUUGAAGAUGGCCGACUGAAAGUUCAACAGCUCCAAAAAAAAAAAAAAAAAAAAAAAUCAACAACAUUUAACGUUCAACAGCCGCCUGAACAAACGCAGGAGAAAUGAGAUUUAAAUAGAAGGAAAUAAAACGUCUGGACAGAGAAAGUCUCAUCGUUCACUCAGGACUCUUCAUCCUCUUCAUCAUGCCUACCAUCCAUCAACCAUUACCAAAUGCAUCUCAUCCAAUAUCUAAUGUAUCAGCUUCAGUGGCUCCACCUGUCACCAUCAUCUCCACCACCUUCACCCCAACUAACAGCACAGUCGAUCCAGUUGCUGCUGCCAUCGGCAACUUCUUCAAUGACCUGCUGAACAAGAUCCCCUUGCCUCGAUGGGCGGUCUACGCCAUCUUUGCGGUCGGCGGUCUGCUAAUUAUCAUCUGCUGUCUGUGCAUCUGCAUCAAGUGCUGCUGCAAAGGAAAAAAGAAGAACAAGAAGCAGAAGAAAAAUGAGGCGAUCAACCUGAAGGGGGUGAACGGGAAAACCACCACAGCUCUGGUUCAGCCAGAUGUGACGGACGUGGACUAUGGAUCAACAAAAAAACAGAGAGGAAAACUGCUCUACUCUCUGGACUACAACACUGCUCUGUCUGAGCUCACAGUCGGGAUCAAACAAGCUGACAGCCUGAAGGCCAUGGACCUGGGAGGAAGCUCGGACCCUUACGUCAAAGUCUACAUCUGUCCGGACAAAUCCAAAACCUGCGAGACUAAAGUGUUCAGAAACACGCUGAACCCCGUCUUCAACGAACAGUUCAACUUCCAGAUAUCCAAGUCCACCCUCCUCAAGUCAACAGUGGUGAUGAAGGUGUACGAUUUCAACAGAUUCUCCAAACACGAAAUCAUUGGCGAGCUCCGGGUACAGCUCUGCAAUGUCGACUGGAACCACGUCAUUGAGGAAUGGCAGGACCUCGCCGAGCCCGCCAAGUUUGAGGACGAAAACCUGGGGGAGAUCUGCUUCUCUCUGCGUUACGUUCCUACUGCUGGCAAACUGACUGUGGUGAUCCUGGAGGCCAAGAACCUGAAGAAAAUGGACCUUGGAGGAUCUUCAGAUCCCUAUGUGAAGGUGCAGUUGGCUCUGGACAAGAGGAAGUGGAAGAAAAGGAAGACGUCCAUUAAAAAGGCGACGCUGAACCCUUAUUACAAUGAAUCCUUCACCUUUGACGUCGCAUUCGAACAAAUCCAGAGGGUGAACCUGGUGGUCUCCGUGUGGGACCACGAUGCCAUGACCCGAAACGAUGCCAUGGGGAAGAUAUUCCUGGGCUGCGAUGCCACAGGGAACCAGCUGAGGCACUGGGCCGACAUGUUGUCCAACCCGCGGCGGCCGGUUGCUCAGUGGCACAGCCUGCUGUCGGCUGAGCAGGUCAACUCCACCCUGACCCUGAAGAAGAAGUUCCCUCUCCAGAGCAAACUGCCCUUCUGAUGGAAAACAGACUGCAGGGAUUUUAUAAAAAAUAUUUCAAAUGCACCAGAUGAAGAGAUUUAAAUAUUGUUUAAAGAUUGUUUAAGGAUUAUUUUAUCUAUCUAAUUUGAUUUUUCUGUAUUAUAUGUUAAAGAUGAACACUUUUAUUUUACUAUCAAAUCAUGAAGUGAUAUUUAAUUUUCAAACGCAAGCACUUUGAUCCUGUAUUGUACCUCUAAACAAAUUUCAUCCUUCAAACCUUUUAAGAGUUUGUCGUAAAACGUAUUAAACAUAUGUGAUCACAUGUACUGUAUGUGUCCAGAUUUAACCAGCAGAUUCUCAGGAUGAAUUAAAUAUAAAUGAGCACAAAUUUAAUAACAGAAAUAAAGAUCCAGCACUUUAUUGAAACAAAUAAAAGAAAUGUGAGUUGUGCAGGGAA